This is a messenger RNA of Linum tenue, 1573 nucleotides long. The record is from the annotation of a GenBank genome assembly. NCBI's taxonomy places the organism in Eukaryota, Viridiplantae, Streptophyta, Magnoliopsida, Malpighiales, Linaceae.
ACUUGGUCUCUUCUUUGUUCUUGCAUCCUAGCGAAACCCUAGAUCAGAAAAUUUGGGGGAAAUGCAACUCUGAGCCUCUGAUUCUUUUCCCCCUGAACUUCUACUUCGUCGUCUAAGUUUUACCACAAGUGAAAUUCGCUCUUGUUUGCCUCCAAGAUGAAGGCAAUGAAAAACCACUGCUCUUGCUGCGAGCUGGGGAAAGCCAGAAAAAGGCGCCGCGGGGAAGAAGAAGAAGAUCAAGAUACUACUCCUAAGGACAGGUUAAGCCGUCUUCCAGACUUCAUAAUUCACCACAUCCUUUCUUUUCUCGACACCAAAUCGGCCGUUCAGACCUCUGUCUUGUCCCGAGUAUGGCGAUGCGCUUGGAAACAUGUCCCUGUCCUCGACCUGCGCAGUGAAUCCUUCAAACGAUAUUCAAGGUUCCAACUGUAUGUAGACAAGGUUUUGUCGCUCCGCUAUCCCGUUAAUCUCCACAAGCUAAGCUACUUAUCAGAAAAGGAUAUGUCUCUGUCUUUUCUUAUUCCUAUGAAGAAACGAGACUAUGCUCAGUUUGUCAGGGCGAUCGAGUAUGCCUUGCGCCAUGAUACACAGCAUUUAUCAAUUAACCUGAACCACAGGUUGCAUUACGAUGAGUACUACGAAUCCCCCAAUUUGUUCAGCACCACCUUGAAUUGCAAUCUCAAAACUCUUGAACUAGAUAAUAUCGCCACCGACAUUCGAUUUCUAUCUUUUGGCUUUCGGACUCUGUCUACGUUGAAACUGGGUGGGUGCUCCCUCUUUUUCCACCACGAGGAGGACCUUGAUCCAUUCUCGAACUUACCCUGUCUCCAGGAUUUGGCAGUGAUAGAGAGCUUUAAUAGGCUGCCUCAGCAUUUGAGUGAAAUGCGUUUCAAGGUUUCGGGGCUCCAAUUGCUUAGUCUGGUGCUCGAAAGUGCGGAUUUCUGCAAGAUUGAAGUUUGUGCCCCAAAACUCAAGUCGUUCCGUUUUAGGGAAGACGAUGAUGGUGAAACAUUCAUAUCCUUGGUGUUAAGUGCUCCUUCCCUUGAUCAUGCUGAUAUUUCGGUCUAUCCCCAUAUUUCGGUACAUGGCCAUGAGUGUGUGAAGGAACGUUUAGUCUCAUUGUUCAGAGGUUUACAUAAUGUAGAAUCUCUGACGCUGCACUCAAUUCUACUUAAGGUUCUAAGUGAUUUGGAUGCGUUUCUGGAACAACAACCCUCUCCCUUCACGAGAUUGAAGUUACUGAAGCUGCCGUCAACCAGCAUACAUUACAAAGUGGCCAACUACUUUUUUAAAGGAUCCUCCUGUGCAAAACCGGUAAUUGAGCUUUUUAUGAGGAAAAUCAGUUAUUAAGUAGCUGACCACUUUGUCCUAGUUUGUGAUCAUUAUUGUACAAAGCGGGUUCGAGUUUUCUUCCCUUUUUAUGGAGUUCAUUGAGGAAUAGUUUGAUCUGAUCGGUACUUGGUUGCUUAUCCUUUUAUCAGAUUGUUCCUAGCCAAUCUGGUGCAGACAGCAUUUGCACUCUGUCCUUUUUGAAUUCUCAAUUAACGUCUCGACUGUUAGUUAACUAUUGAUG